GGAGCGGACAUUGACAUCCGGGUGGUGCGCGACGGCAAGGGCCCCAAUCGGGACGUGUGGGCCAACUUCCACCAGUACUCGCUUCAACCACCAGUGGGCUUGUUGCGGGCAGACAACAACUGCCCUCCCUGGAGGCAAGACCUGCGAGAGAUGUUCCAUGCCAUCGUCUGUGACCCUCCCUACGGCGUCCGGGCAGGCGGCCGAAAGUCGGGCGGGAGGAAAAUUCUCAACGGGGUGACAGACCCGUACGCCAUAGCAGACAACUUGAAAGCUGCCCACAUUCCCUCCACCGCCCCUUACUCCCUGGAAGAGUGCCUCCACGAUCUUUUAGACACGGCUGCCCGUCUGCUCGUCAUUGGUGGGCGGCUUGUUUAUUUCUACCCUGCUGCCCGAGAGGAGUAUCUGCCCGAGGAAAUUCCGGGGCAUCCGUGCCUGAAGCUGGUGGCCAAUAGCGAGCAGAUUCUGACCAAGCGGUGGAGCAGGCGGCUUGUGACUAUGGUGAAGGUUGCUCCGUACAGCGAUGACAUGGCAGCUGCACACGUGGCGGCGCAUGAGUGGUUCAGGAAGAAGCAGAUAGAGGAGAGUAGGAUGAUGAGGGAAAUGGGGGAGGCAGGGGAGGUGAGGGAAGGGGAGGAUGAGGGGAGCAGGGAUGGGGAUGGGGAAGCGAGUAGUGGGGGAGGUGGCAAGGGGGUGAAGCAGGGAAAAGGGGAUAAGAAAGGGGAGGGAGAGAGGAGAUCAGGGAAGAAUUUUCAUGACUUGGUGUUUGCAUCGCGGGCAGAUGAGGUGGCCGGGAUUCACCAGCAGGCAUCGGUGCAAGGCAUGAGGGACGAGAAGGGAGAGGAGGGAGGACGGGGCACAACGAAUGGGGUGCCGCAUAGAUUAUCGCGCAAGGCGGCGAAGCAGGCAUCCAGACCACUGUAUCGUGCCAAGUGUGUGUGA
Messenger RNA from Closterium sp. Naga37s-1, 939 nucleotides. The record is from the annotation of a GenBank genome assembly. Lineage: Eukaryota; Viridiplantae; Streptophyta; Zygnematophyceae; Desmidiales; Closteriaceae.